Messenger RNA from Eublepharis macularius, 3999 nucleotides. RefSeq names its product male germ cell associated kinase (gene MAK). Gene Ontology annotation, molecular function: ATP binding; protein serine/threonine kinase activity. Lineage: Eukaryota; Metazoa; Chordata; Lepidosauria; Squamata; Eublepharidae. The transcript has 15 exons. Gene Ontology annotation, biological process: cilium assembly; protein phosphorylation; intracellular signal transduction. Gene Ontology annotation, cellular component: cytoplasm; nucleus; cilium. The record is from RefSeq and is a predicted model, not a curated record. The coding region runs from base 333 to 2228 and encodes 631 amino acids.
GCGUGUUGGUGGUUGACGGUUCGUUGGCUGGGCGAGGCAGCCGAGAGGAGGAGGAUUCGCAGGGGGAGGCCUCGGCGUCUCCACAGGCGGCCAGGAGCUCCGCAGUGAGUGCGCGGCAAGCGAGGGGAGUCGGCCAGGACCGAAUGGCAGCAUCAUUCUCUUCAGUACUACAUUAUUUCUGGAUGAAGUGGCUAUAAUACUAGAAAAGAAGACUGAUGAUGACUUGAGCAACUGCUAUGACAGAUCACUCAUGUAACAGCAACAUUCUGGAAGUCCAUACCUGAAAAGAGGAUUUCAUCAUUUUUGAGGAUCAGGUAACCUGACUUUGCAAAAUGAAUCGUUACACGACUAUGAAACAACUUGGAGAUGGAACUUAUGGCAGUGUGUUGAUGGGAAAGAACAAUGAAUCAGGGGAGCUUGUGGCUAUCAAAAGAAUGAAAAGAAAGUUCUAUUCUUGGGAUGAAUGUAUGAAUUUGAGAGAAGUCAAGUCACUGAAGAAACUGAAUCACGUAAACGUGAUAAAGCUGAAAGAAGUUAUCCGAGAAAAUGACCAUCUUUAUUUUGUGUUUGAAUAUAUGAAAGAAAAUCUUUAUCAGUUAAUGAAGGACAGAAAUAAGUUAUUCCCAGAGUCUGUCAUCAGAAACAUUAUGUAUCAGAUAUUGCAAGGGCUAGCUUUUAUCCAUAAACAUGGUUAUUUUCAUCGAGAUAUGAAACCUGAAAACCUUCUUUGUAUGGGUCCAGAACUUAUUAAAAUAGCUGAUUUUGGAUUGGCUAGAGAGCUAAGAUCUCGGCCUCCAUAUACAGAUUACGUUUCUACCAGGUGGUAUCGUGCACCUGAGGUUUUAUUGAGAUCUUCUGUGUAUAGUUCCCCUAUUGAUAUAUGGGCUGUUGGCAGUAUAAUGGCUGAACUAUAUACAUUAAGGCCCCUAUUUCCAGGAACAAGCGAAAUAGAUGAAAUUUUCAAAAUUUGCCAAGUGUUAGGAACCCCAAAGAAGAGUGAUUGGCCAGAGGGGUACCAACUUGCUGCUGUAAUGAACUUCCACUUCCCUCAGUGUGUCGCCAUAAACUUAAAGACUCUAAUUCCAAAUGCCAGCAAUGAGGCAAUCAAGCUUUUGAAUGAAAUGCUGAACUGGGAUCCAAGGAAACGGCCUGCAGCAAGUCAGGCAUUGAAAUAUUCCUACUUCCUAGUUGGCCAAGUGCUAGGACCACCUCCACAAUAUCUGGAGCAGAAACAAUCUCAUUCUAAGUCAGUCCAACCCAAAGAGCCAAAGCCAUCUCCAUCUAAGCUGGAAUCUGUAUCAAAGCCAGAAUCUCAGUCUUCACCAGAGGCACCUGACAAAUUUCAGAACUCUGCUAACCAGCAAACAUCAAAGCAACAGCAACCACUCUUUCCAGCCAUCAAUGAAACUUCAUCACCAAAGCAAACAGCCAUAGCACCUUCACAUGGUGCAGUGGGCCUGAAAAAUGGUCGGCGACGAUGGGGUCAGACUGUCUUAAAGACUAUGGAUAGCUGGGAUGAUUUUGAUGACUCUGAAUUUGGACUUUCAUAUUCUAAGAAAUCCAGCAUUACAAUGAUGAAUGAAAAGAAAACAAAGGGAUCUCUCUUUAGUCUAAGUCCUGAGCCUAAGUCUUCUACGUCUGGCCGCCCAGGAGGAGAAAAUAAAGUUCUGAAGAGAAAUGACUCUGGGAUAUCAUUUUUAUCAGCAAAACAGCACUACCUUAAGCAGUCAAGAUACAUACCUGGUGUAAACCCCAAGAAUGUCUCCUUGGAGCCAGCCAGUAAAGAUGGAAGUAAUGGAACCUGGAACAAUUCUUUGUUUUCGAAACCACUAGCAUCUUUUGGAAGUCUGUCUUUCAGCCGAGUCAAUCCAGAAGAAAAUUUAAUUAAACAAAUUGAAAACCUGUCUUGUAAAGAAAGAGUGAGUGAAAAAUUAGAGGACUCGAAAGGAAACCCUGGCUGUGUAGGUGCUGCUUACAGUGCCCCGGGCGAAUAUAUCCCUUCCUUUCACAAAAAAGAAGUUGGUUCAGCUGUUCAGAGGAUACAGCUAGCGCCACUCAGGCCAUCAGCCACAGAAUAUCCUUGGAAAACAAAAAUGGCUCAAGCUCCGUUACCAGGACCUCCUUACAACCCAGCCACAAAAGGCAUUAACAUCUUGACUCACCCAUCACCCAUACAGCCAGUUCAUGGAAGAACAGACUGGGUGGCCAAGUAUGGAGGACGUCGGUAAAGGUGCUUUCUUGCACAGCACAUGCUUCUGCUGUAGACUGUUACGUUCUCUCCAUCCUUUUUAUUCUGGGACACUUUAAAACACAUUUCUACAAAUAGAAUAUUGAUUCUUGAAAGGACUGAGAGCAUAUAUUUUUAUUAUCUCUAGGGAGAAAAGACAUUAAUAUAUAUGGUUUAUUUAGAAAAUACUCUUCAUAAUAAAUUUCACCAAGUUAUGUUUUUUAAUGAAGUAUUCUAUAAAGUAUUUUGCCAAAUCUAACGAGUAUUUGAAUUCUUACUAGAGGGAUAGUAAUUGUUUUGUUUGAUCCCUUCUUUUUCUUAUCAAAAUAUUUUUAAAUGGCGUCAACUGAUAUAUUAAUAAUUGGACAUAUCUAGGUAUCAUACUUUAGGCAGAUAGACAAAAGGUGAUUAUCUUUUUUCAACCAGACAUUACUUUGGGAAUUUUUUUGGUAAAUCAGAAAUUAACAGCGAGAACAGAACUGAUUGGUUAGAAGAGAAUUGUAUGCUGCAUCGUCUAACAAGCAUCAGACUGCAGCCUAAAUUGAACUCAGUUGUGUUUGUUUGGGGCUGGACGAGGCCCUUACUGCCUUGUAUUCCAGAGAAUGAACCCAAAGAUAAUCAAUGAAAGCAGUAACAUAAAUGUAGAUGUAAAAUUGCAUCAUUUUCCUACUGACCCAUAUAUAGUAUGUCUUGUGACUGUACAUUGCUUUGAGUCGGUAGGAAAGAGAUUUGUGUAAAUUCUUUGACCUUGAUCUACAGACCACUGUGCACAGCUGUGGACUCCAUAUGCAUCUUUAAAAAAUGAUGAGUGCUUUUAGCUUUGCUUGGCACUUAAAUGAAAGGUGAAGCCUUUCUCUGUGCAAGUGGCAUAUGAGUAUAAGAACUCAAAUCAUAAUCCAUGCAAGGUUUGAUGUGAAAUUUUCAUGGAGAUGACUUGCAAGUGUGAUCCUAUUUGAGGGAAAUAUAGUAUAUAUGAAUGGUGUUGAAAAACCAUGUUUUCCUACACAGAGGGACAGUUAAUUGCCAAGUUAGGAAACAUAUUAAAUGCAAUUGCAGAUAUAGCUCAAAUUUCUGUACACAAUAAGAUUCAGCUGCCAUCUCCCUCUUCCCAAACAAUUGCCCUGCCACUUUCCUCUUUUUCAUGGUAGGCGUGUUCUGGUGUAGCACAAGGAUUUGAAAGAAGCCUAAGAUGCUUCUAGUUAAUCUCGCUUGUAACACCUUCCCUUGGUAACCAAAACUAAACUACAGAUUGCCUGCUAAUGCCCAAAGGUAUUUCUUCUAACUGGGGAUACCUGACAGACUGUUUUUUCUUAAGGCUCCAUCCUAGCUGCUUGGGAUAAAAAUUGCACUUUCCUUUUAUUUUUAUAUGCCAUAAAUUACAAAGUGGCCCCAAAACUUGUGUGCUUUUUCAAGAUACUUCUGUUUUUUUAAGAGACUUGCUAAACUGUUAGAGAUCCUUGCUGUCUUUAAUGUCAGACUUACCACUCUGAGCUUUAUGCUUUUUCGUCAAUUAAAUCUUGUAAUAUUUUGUAUAUUAAAGCUGAGAAUCCAAACUUUCUUGAUUUUUUCCCUGUAGGCUUUACUUGUAUAUUCAAUGUAUUUAAGAUUGAAAUCUUGAUUUUUAACCAGCACCACAAGGGCCAAUAAAUAAUGUUUAUUCCUAUGCAAAGUUACAGGAAUAUCAGACUAAUGCUUUACUGAAGAUUUUUGCUUUCUGUUCAAUGUUUAGUUUUUUUUCCACCCAGGCCCUACACACAUACUGAAAUGUUGUC